Messenger RNA from Vigna angularis (adzuki bean), 697 nucleotides. RefSeq names its product 60S ribosomal protein L21-2. Gene Ontology annotation, biological process: translation. The record is from RefSeq and is a predicted model, not a curated record. Gene Ontology annotation, molecular function: structural constituent of ribosome. NCBI's taxonomy places the organism in Eukaryota, Viridiplantae, Streptophyta, Magnoliopsida, Fabales, Fabaceae. The transcript is spliced from 2 exons. Gene Ontology annotation, cellular component: ribosome; cytosolic large ribosomal subunit. Bases 72 to 569 code for a protein of 165 amino acids.
UUAUAGACUGAUAGCUCCUUCUACUCCAAGCUGAGCUCAGAGAGCGAGAGAGAAACCCUAGGUAAGGAACAAUGCCGGCUGGUCACGGUUUGAGAUCUCGCACGAGAGAUUCAUUCUCUCGUCCCUUCAGGAAGAAGGGAACCAUCGCCCUCACUACUUAUCUCAGAACUUACCACAUCGGCGAUUACGUCGACAUCAAGGUUAACGGCGCCGUCCACAAGGGUAUGCCUCACAAGUUCUACCAUGGCCGCACCGGUCGUGUUUGGAACGUCACCAAACGCGCCAUUGGUGUCGAGGUUAACAAACAGGUGGGGAACAGAAUUAUUAGAAAGAGGAUUCAUGUGCGUGUUGAGCAUGUUAUGCCUUCAAGGUGCACUGAGGAGUUCCGUUUGAGGAAGAUCAAGAAUGAUCAACUCAAGGCGGAUGCUAAGGCAAAGGGUGAGAAAAUUAGCACCAAGAGACAACCUGAGGGUCCCAAACCAGGUUUCCUUAUGGUGGAAGGAGCUCUAAUUGAAACUGUAACUCCCAUUCCCUAUGACGUGGUUAAUGAUCUUAAAGGAGGAUAUUAGUUUUUUGUACUGUUUGUUGGUUGGUUUGCCAAGUUGUUUUUUAGUUUUAGAUUACUCGUUCUAAGGCUACUGGUAAACAAUUUUAAUUUUGAUUUUGAUUCUCUAAAUACAAUUAUAUGUUCUAAUUU